UUAACAUCAUUAUUAUCAUAUUUACUUCAUUUUAAUCAAAUUUCAAUGAAAAAACAACAACAACAACAUUGUGAUAAUGAACAAAUGCCAUCCGAAAAAGAACAACCAGAAUCAAAUGAACAAAAUACGGAAAAAUCCACAAAGAACAAUGUAUUGGAAUUUAUUUAUCAAAAAUUUUUACCAUUAUUGAAACAAACAUUUCAACGAAUGUUAGAUUUUAUUGAUCAAUAUCGUUCGAUGUCGAUAAAAAUUGAACAAGAUUUAUUUAAUUGUUUUUUACAUUGGCGUGAUCAAAUCGGUUCACAUGAUUCAAUAACACAGACAUUAUUUUCACAUUAUCAAAGUCUUGUAUUAUUUAUACUAAUAUUACGAGAUUAUAUGAUGAAUAAUAAUGAUAAUCAUCAAUGUGAUAAUCUAAAUAUUGAUCAACGUUUUUUAAUGGAAAUGUUUGAUCAUGAUCAUUGGUAUUUAGAUUUUUAUUAUCGUCUGUGUGCAUUUCAUUAUGUUCUUCCGCCACCGCCACCAUUAACACCACAAUCGCCAUCGCAAUUAUCAUCUGAUAAUACAUUGAUUGAUGUAUCAUCAUCAUCGUCCACGACUUUAAUUGAUCAAUCAACAAAUUCAAUUUUAACUAAAAUUAAUCUUAUGGAUUUAGGUAAAAAUAAUUCAAACAUACAACAACAACAGCAACAAAAUUUUAUCGGUCGAUAUCAAGUUACAAAUGUUGAUGGUAAUAUGAUGAAUGUUAAAACAUUAUCAUCACCAUCAUCAUUACCACUACCAUUAUCAUCACCAUUAUCGACGACAACAACAUCAAUUCUACAACAACAUUUACAACAACAAUCAUUAAAUAAUACUGAAACAUUAUCAGCUUAUAAUUCUAAUUAUAAUAAUAAUGAUAAUAAUAAUAUACAAACAUUAACAAAUUCAAAUAUAACAACAACAACAACAAUACAGAAUAAUAAUGAUUUUAGUAUUGGAUCAACACAAUAUACAUUUACAUCGAAUGCAUUGAAUAAUUUAGAUAUAUUUGGUUUUUUUCGUUAUAAAACAAUAUCAUGUAAAAUAAUAUUGGUAUCAUUAAUACCAACAAUAUCGGAUCUUUAUGAUAUUGGAAAACAACAACAACUGAAGCAGCAACAACAAUCAACAAUAAAACCAUUGCAUAAUCGACAAUUACGUUCAAGAAAAAGUUUAAGACUUAAAUCUGGACAACCAUCACGAUUACCGGUUUCAGUUGUAUCGUCGGUUCAAUCAUCAUCAAAUAAAGAUGAAGAUAUAACCGAUUUGAUUGAUAUUGAAUCAUCAAAUUCAGAAUCAUCAUUAUCAUUGGAAAUUGAACGUAAUAAUCAUGAUAAUAAAGAUAAUAUUGCAACACGUUUAAUUGAUAUAUUGAAUACAUUAUCGAUUGAUAAUAAUUAUGAAAUUGCAAUGAAAAUGUCGAAUAUUAUUGAAAAAUUAGUUGAACGUUUUACCGAACCAAUACGGCUAUAUUCGGUAUUGACAAAUGUUUUGCAAUCACAAAAUUUUGAUGUCAUAGCGCAGAUUAUUCGUAAUUUUGUCGAUGUAUUUACAUCGAUGUUAAAUUCAUCACAAUUGACUGCUCAGACAAAUACAAUCAUUGAAUAUGUUGUCGAUACAUUUAUGCGUUCGGAAACAUAUCUAAGUACAAAACCAAAAUGGCGUUUACAUAUACAAUAUUUUGAUGUUAUGUUUCGUUUAUCAAGAAUUAUACCUGUUGAUAUUGUUAAACGUUUGAUAAUACCACGGUUAUUAUUACGAUUUAGUACAACGCGUCCAAUACCUUGUCGACAAGCAAUUGCACGUUGUCUUUUAAUGGUUUAUUUGGAGAAUUUUGCUCAACAUGAUUUUGAAAAAUAUUGUGUUCAAUCAACAUCGGUAAACAAUGGUGCCAAUAAUCAAACAACGAUGAUGAUGAUAUCAAAUCCAUUAAAUUUUGAUGAUCAUGAUCAAAAUGCCUAUCUAUCAUUUGAUUUAUUUAAUUGGUUAGAUCGUAAUCUUCGACAAUCACAAAGAUAUCAAGAUCGUCAAUUAUAUAUUGAUAUGUUAGCAAUGUUUAUACGUUUUUUAUUUCGUGAUUCAAUUGAAUGGCGUGAAUCAUUACCGAAUCAUUAUCUAAUGGAUAUUGAAGAACAAUGUCCAUCAUUAAUGAAUUGGUCAGAAUUAUCAUAUCGUUUUUCAAAAUAUCGAUAUCAUUUAAAUCUUAAAGAAUUACAUUCAUCACAAUUUUUUGCAAUGUUAAUGAUACAACGUUAUCGAUUAUUACAUCAGUUAACGGAAUUAGCUACAAAAGAUCGUGUAUCAACUAUUCGUACUAGUUCAUGUAUUGUACUUUUUACAUUAUUACAAUGUACAAAUUAUUGGGUAAUUAAUCAUCUGCAUCAUAUACCGAUUACUGUUAAUGAUCAUUGCAUAACUAAAACAAAUAUGAUUGCUACUCGUAACGGUUCCGAUAUUAUUGAUAAUAAUGAUCAAUCACAAUUGAUUGAAAUAAUAAUGGAUUAUUAUGAUGCAUAUAUGGAUAAUAAUGGUACAAUCAUAUCGGAAAUUGAAUCUUCUGCUAAUAAUAACUAUAAUUCAACUAUAGCUUAUUGUACAUCAGAACAAUUAGAAAUACGACGACAAUUAGAAAAAGAUCGUAUCGUAUUGGAAGAAUUAUAUAAAUUAUAUACAUUGAUUGGUGAUAUACGUUUGGAUUUAAAUCUAAAUUAUUAUCAAUUACGUAAUAAACGAAAAAAACCACGUAAACAACAACAUAAUGAUGAAAUGAUUUCAUCAUCAUCACCAACACCAUCAAUUACAUCGAUUGAUUCAAGUGUAAUUGAAUUGAUAAAUGAACUGAUGUUAACGGUUGAAAAUGAUUAU
This is a messenger RNA of Dermatophagoides pteronyssinus (European house dust mite), 2886 nucleotides long. RefSeq lists its product as uncharacterized. Gene Ontology annotation, biological process: response to starvation. NCBI's taxonomy places the organism in Eukaryota, Metazoa, Arthropoda, Arachnida, Sarcoptiformes, Pyroglyphidae. The record is from RefSeq and is a predicted model, not a curated record. Gene Ontology annotation, cellular component: nucleus. Gene Ontology annotation, molecular function: DNA-binding transcription factor activity, RNA polymerase II-specific; cis-regulatory region sequence-specific DNA binding.